AUGGACGACCCGUUCCCCCCUCGCCGUCGACUUGGCAAGCCGGCCACAGCUGGCGCAGACAGCCGUGAUCACCGUUUUUUCGGCUUGAGCGUUGAUAGCCCUGGUGCUAGCGGAUCCAGUGCGCGGAACACGGCAUCCAGGAUUGUGAACAGCGUGAAGAGGUCGUUCAGUGUGCAGAGGAGACGUGAUAUGAGUCCAGUGGACAGGGGAAUGUACUCAACUCCCGAGGAGAGUAUUCCACACACCCCCUCGCGAUACAAUUUCUCCGACGCGCCAGAUACGCGUCCGACGAUAGAGCAGAUCGCUAUGGGUCUGCACAUCUCGCGCACACCGCACCUGCGCCCCGUGCACAUCACCAGCCAGCUAUCGCACCUCCAUAGUCGGCAUCAUGACGGCUCCGAUGACUCCCAUGUGUCGUACGGCUACUCGCCUGCCCCUCGCCCGAACGGCCACCAUCGUCGGAACUCAGCGUCCGUCCUGCUCACUCCUGCUCGGUCUUCGCUCAAAAAGCGACCGUCGGCGCUACUGGUGCACAGCGCGCCGGCGUCUGCACCCCUGACGCCGACGACAUCCGACUUGUCCCUAUCAACGCUCACCUCAAAUGGGCCGUCGACACCGCGAUCGAGCCGGAGUCCGUCGGUGCACAUCAUACCAUCUCGGUUGCAGCUGAGCAUGUCCAGGCUGCUGCCGGGCAAGAAAAGCUCGGUCUCGCGUGCGUCCAGUCCAGCGGUGACGACGAACUCGUCAGACGAUGACGCGGGAUCUGCGGAGCUGGUGAGCCGCAAGGUCGUGCGUUUCUCGCCAGGGGUCCAUAAGGACCACGACGUACAAUCCUCUUAA
Molecule: messenger RNA, 840 nt
Organism: Sparassis crispa
Lineage: Eukaryota; Fungi; Basidiomycota; Agaricomycetes; Polyporales; Sparassidaceae
Exons: 3
Coding region: 1-840 (279 amino acids)
Source: RefSeq, a predicted model, not a curated record